Odontomachus brunneus is the source of this 1389-nucleotide messenger RNA. RefSeq lists its product as uncharacterized. Bases 611 to 1255 code for a protein of 214 amino acids. NCBI's taxonomy places the organism in Eukaryota, Metazoa, Arthropoda, Insecta, Hymenoptera, Formicidae. The transcript has 5 exons. The record is from RefSeq and is a predicted model, not a curated record.
AAAAAUUAAUAAUGCAACUUAACAUUUUAAGGCUGUUAUAAGAGCUAUUAUAAUAGUAUCCCAUUAUGCUUCUAAAUGUAUAAGUUUGGGUUAGUAAUAUAAAAUAUCAUAGAUUGGGCGUCGCGCGAUAUUUGCACAGAUAUUUAACUAAAAUAACGAGUGAUUUUGAGUUUCAGACACUAUCUUGCGAAAAAAGAUUUAAUUGCGUAUCACGUUGCGAAGAAAAAAGAAUCGCAAGAGUUCGCGAUAUGUCGCAAAAUCGCACCUCCCUAUUUGCGCGUGAAAGAAAAAGAGGAAGAACAGAGAGAGUCCAACGUGGACGUAUCGACACUUCUUUGGCCGCGAGUGACCUCGAUCCCCAAUCCGUCUCUCCUUUCACUUCAAAAGUACUAGCGAGCUUCCCUUCUCGCGCGCGCGGCCCGACGCCGAAGACACGCACGUACGCAUUUUGCAACAUGACAGAGUCAGUUCGCCCUAGAACGUCGAUCGGCGAGCUGUUCCCCGAGAGUCCGGUCCACCUGGAUCUCACUUUCUCACAACACUCGUGGGAGUCAUGCUCCUGUUGGACACAUAAGCGAUCGUUGGACAGGCUGAGAUUUCCCUUUCGACGAUGACGACGAUCGUGAGAACCUCGAUCACGUCGCUUCUGCUUCUACUGGUUUUUUAUGACCACGCGACGGGUCUAAUCAUACCGGAAGAGCUGCCGACGAUACUUUCUCUCAUAUACUCGAACAUCCCGCCGAUCAAGAAGGGAACCGACUCUAGACUCGGCGUGGGUUUCCGUUUGGGCGAGCACGCUGAUUUGCAGAUUCUCAUCGAGCUAGGUCCGCAGACCGAGACGGAUCCCAUAGGUACCGCCAAUUCCAAGAGGCGGAGAGAUGCGAUGUUAACUGCCGCGAUGAAAGGAGAAUUGGGACCGCUCACGCAAGCAGUAGUCAAGUACCAAAUGGAGCGUAAAAUCCAAAGCGCAAUGAAGAAACUUCAGGAGGAGCAGCUCAAGAAGGUUCAAACUGCAAAUAAGACGAGUGAUCAGGAUGCUGCUUCCGACAAUUGGUUAACAAGAUGGCGGCAAGAGAUGUUGCCAUCGUCGAAGGACAACGUGCCAUCAAGCCCGAUUCAAGAUGAAAAUGAUCAAGAGGUCCAACGAAGGAUAGACAAGCCACUGGCUAAAUCCAUCUCGCAAAAGGAUAAAUUAGGAGAACUCACGAAGUUGUACAAAUCUCAAAACGCGAAUACCACUGGCAACACGGCGUAAAUAUGGCGUUUCGAUGUAAAUAGCAUUCGCGAAGGUGUCGUAUAAUAAUAAUGUAUUUUAGUUUACCUUUUUGUUAUAAUUGUGCGUCAUCGACAUGGCGACAAUAAAAUCCGCGCAUACAGAUUGCUGGACAA